AUGGAAAAUGAUACCGACAACUCAGCCGAUUCAGCUUUAUCUAUAAAGACCUUUCGUGGAGUUCCCCCAAAUUCUUUUGAAGAGUUUCCCUCUUCAGCCAUAGAAGGUUGGACAGGAGACAGCAUUAUUGGGAAACUGAAAUGUCCUCAAGAAAGUGGUUCAACUCUCCAUGUGAAUAAUGCUACCCUGAGAUACCUGAGGAGCCCCUUAAGCACUCAGCUGAUACCCACCAUCUAUAUCCUGGUGUUUCUGGUUGGCAUGUCGGCCAACGCAGCAACCCUGUGGAUGCUCGUCUUCCAGACCCGGUCCAUCUGUAUGGCAGUCUUCUACACCAACCUGGCCAUUGCAGACUUUCUGUUUUGCAUCACACUGCCUUUUAAGAUAGCCUACCAUCUCAAUGGUAACAACUGGGUGUUUGGGGAGGCCAUGUGCCGGGUCACCACUCUCAUCUUCUAUGGAAACAUGUACUGCUCCAUUCUACUCCUCGCCUGCAUCAGUAUCAGCCGCUACCUGGCCAUUGUCCACCCUUUCACUUACCGGGGGCUGCCCAAGCGCACCUAUGCCUUGCUGACUUGUGGACUGGUGUGGGCCACCGUUUUCUUGUACAUGCUGCCAUUUUUCAUCCUGAAGCAGGAGUACUAUCUUGUGCAGCCAGGAAUCAUCACUUGCCACGAUGUCCAUAAUACAUGUGAGCCAUCAUCUCCUUUCCAAAUCUACUACUUCAUUUCCCUGGCAUUCUUUGGAUUCUUGAUUCCCUUUAUGGUCAUCAUCUUCUGCUACACAGCCAUCAUUAGGACACUUAACACCUAUGAUCAUAGAUGGUUACGGUCGGUGAAGGCGAGUCUCCUCAUCCUUGUGAUUUUUACCAUCUGCUUUGCUCCAAGCAACAUUAUCCUCAUUAUUCACCACGCUAACUACUACUACAACAACACUGACGGUUUAUAUGUUAUCUAUCUCAUAGCCUUGUGCCUGGGGAGCCUGAAUAGUUGCCUAGAUCCAUUCCUGUAUUUUCUUAUGUCAAAAAUCACAGAUCACUCCACGGCUUACCUUACAAUGGUGAAAUCAUCUUAG
Elephantulus edwardii (Cape elephant shrew) is the source of this 1071-nucleotide messenger RNA. It is a transcript of the gene F2RL2, whose product is annotated as coagulation factor II (thrombin) receptor-like 2. NCBI's taxonomy places the organism in Eukaryota, Metazoa, Chordata, Mammalia, Macroscelidea, Macroscelididae. Gene Ontology annotation, biological process: phospholipase C-activating G protein-coupled receptor signaling pathway; blood coagulation; positive regulation of Rho protein signal transduction. Gene Ontology annotation, cellular component: membrane. The record is from RefSeq and is a predicted model, not a curated record. The transcript has a single exon. Gene Ontology annotation, molecular function: thrombin-activated receptor activity. Bases 1 to 1071 code for a protein of 356 amino acids.